Messenger RNA from Ceratosolen solmsi marchali, 4487 nucleotides. RefSeq names its product sodium-dependent transporter bedraggled (gene bdg). Gene Ontology annotation, molecular function: L-amino acid transmembrane transporter activity; amino acid:sodium symporter activity. Gene Ontology annotation, cellular component: plasma membrane. The record is from RefSeq and is a predicted model, not a curated record. The annotation marks the transcript as partial. Lineage: Eukaryota; Metazoa; Arthropoda; Insecta; Hymenoptera; Agaonidae. Gene Ontology annotation, biological process: nitrogen compound transport; amino acid import across plasma membrane; sodium ion transmembrane transport. The transcript is spliced from 14 exons.
GAGAUCGGCUGUGGUCCAGUCACAACGAUCACUGGAGGAUAGGAUGAGGAAGCCUCUCUUUAAAUGCGAAAACUACUCAGAGGUCUCGCUCGACAUUUAACAUGGCGUCAAAAAAUAUUAUUGAUGACGUCGACCUAAUUGACCUUGAGAGCGGUGUAGUGGGAACAUGCGUUCCUCGGGUCACCAUAGUCGACGCUACCCCCGAAGAGCAAGAACAUCUCCUCGAUGUCUGUCCACCGAAGCUCGAACAAAAAUUAUCACUAACGCGUAGAAACCACGUAGAUCUUGUGCACAAUGCCAACGAUAGAGAGCCUGCAGGUAGCGUUUUAGUAACCUUGGGUCACGAUCAGGUUGUACCUAUAAGAAAACGAAUCGAUGUAGUAUCCUCGGACACUAUCAAAAGAGUCAGAGAUAUCACUAAGAAUUUAGAACCAGUUAUCAAUAUUCACACGUCUUCUGAAAUGCUUGGAGAUUCUGAAGAUCGCGUGGAUUUCGGUUCGGUAUCUAUGAAGAUUUCGUUGGAAGACGAUGUCUCUUAUGAGACACGGGAAAUAAAUGACGCGUUCAACUUCUUAUCAGAAUUGGAUGAUAAUGAUGAACAGUUUGAGCUUAGAAACUCCAAUGAUUAUGAGAAGAUCUUGCGAAGUUCAAAAAUACAAUUUUCAAGAUCGUCUAGCAAAGAAAACGCGUCAUAUCCUCUGGAACCAACUUGCUUUAUUAAUAAUCGCCAAAAGCACUGUAAGCCGAGUACAAGUUUCGAAUUUGAUAACGAGGGCUUUGAAUCAUCACCGCCAUCGAAAACCAAUGACUACGCUAAAAGGCCAACAUCCUUAAAUUUCGACUUCGAUGGUCUUCGAGCUGCAAGGAAUUCAUUCAAAAGACUGCGCUCUUUCACCUGUUCGGCUAUAAGAUUAGACGUCGAGCCCUGGCAAAAAAAGACGAAAAACUCUUUCCAUCACAAGUCUUGGAGUGAAGAUUCGUCGAUUUGUAGGUCGAAGUACAAUGGUGAUAAGCUAGCGGGCAAAAGGAGUGGAAAUAUCAAUGAAAAACCUAAUAAUAUCAAAGUCACGACAAACGAUAAACUUUCUGAUAGAAGACAAUCGGUUUCUUCUGCUGGGCCCUGGUCUUCGCCCUCAGCAUCCAGUGUCAUCAGCACGAGCAACAACACCUCGUCCCUCUCGUCGUCCUCCUCCGUCUCGUCGUCGUGCUCGGGGGUGGAUUGGUCGUGGGUGGAGGAAGUUGAGAUCGAGUGCUGCGCCGACAAGGUGCCGCCGCAGCCGCCACCGUCACCGCCACCGCCACCUCCACCCCCGCUGCCACCGCCUUGGGAGGUGCCGCCGGUCACCGAUCAGCGGCUACGGCGGUGCGGCUCCCCCACCGGGGAAUCCGCGGGGCGCAUGCGCGCCAAGCGUCUGGCCGGCCGCGCAAACAACGAUGCCAGUGUCGCGAUGUCCGUCGCCGCGGCGGCCAAGAGUCCGACCCCUGCCGCCACGGACGUUGCCGCGGACCCACCGCGGAUCAGCGACGCGCGCCACUUCCGGUCGAGCAAUCCUCCCGAGGCCAAUGGGCAGCGCAGCCUCGCGGACCUCCCCAGGAUGCCCGGGGCGCCCGGGAGUUGCGAAAGUAACAGCAGCGGCACUUUGCCAUGGCUGCGCGCCUCGAUGCGCCGCCUCCGUCAGUUCCGCAUGUCGGACAACUCCUCGACUGUCUCGGCGCCUAACUCCCUACCGGACAUCGCGCUCAUAGCACCGGAAAUCCUCGCCGCCCAGACGAACGACACAACGGGUGGCCUCCUCCGACCCUCGAGCGCCCCGGGUCCGGUGAGGAAUAACAACGGGGCUGGCAUCGAGACCGGCUCAACGACCAGCUCGACCACCAGCCCGACCACCAGCCCGACCACCAGCCCAACUGCCGCCAACGCGACCGUCGUAGGCGCGAGUGCGAGUGCUGGGGGGGUCGCGAGUGCGACUGCCAAUAGUCCGCGACGCGGUCGUCGACGUGCAGGGGGCAGGUGCCAGGAGAGGCAGCAGACGAGACAGUCGGCGGCGAGUUCGGCCGAGUCGACGAGCACCUGCGCCAGCAGCAUCGGCACCGGCACCGGCACCGGCGGAAUGUCCAGUAGCAUGAGCUCGACCUCCAGCACACCGGUCAGCCCGCAACAUCAAAUCGCCAAUUCGACGGCUCCAAGAAGAUUGUGCGAUAGGCAGAGAGACGGUGACAGAGAAGACGAAAGAGGCGAAGAUGACGACGAGGAGGAGAAUCCGUUAGGGCGAUGGCCGCACGCACUUAGUCCGGCGCUUGCAUGCCUCGGAUGCACUCUUGGACUUUUUAAUAUUAGUAGAUUCGCCAUACUCAGCAUUCAGUUUGGAGCGAAUUUUAUUGUACAGUUCCUCAUCCUCUCCUUAAUCAUAGGCAUUCCUUUGUUAACGUUACAAGUAUGUCUUGGCCAGAGACUUGCAGCUGGAGCCGUGGAUAUGUGGAAAAUAUCUCCGCUCUUUCAGGGAGUUGGCAUUGCUCUACUCACCGCCCAAGCUUUCAUUGGAAUUUACAGCGUAGUCGGUGUCUCCUGGAUGUUCGUCUACUUUAGAGACUCCUUUAUAACGAAGCAGGAUAGAUACAGGUGGGCCGAACCAUUCGCGCUCUAUCGCGAGGACAUACGACCGACAACGAGCAGUGGCAAUGGCGGAUCCAGCGGCAACAACAACAAUAACAACAGCACCUCCUAUAAGCUACACGAGACUGUACCGGAUUAUUUUAGCGGCACGGUGCUGCAGAGGCAUCAUCUCAACGAGCCCGAUCCGGGUAUCGUGACACUUAAAUUCCAGGUGGCCUUCAAUCUCGCAGUCGUCUGGAUGAUCGUUUUUGUCUCGCUGAGCAAAGGUCUGCGCUCAUACGGUAAAGUUGUCUACGUGUUCACGCUAAUACCCAUUUUCGGCACAUUCAUACUGUGCGCGAAACUCUUGGGACUCACACCACCCGGGACCAUCCACCAAUUAUUCCCAGCAACUGUAUGGGCCGAAUUUUUUAUCAACGGUCGAUCCUGGGUUACUGCCUCCUCCGAGGUAUUUCUCACCUGGGGGCUUCUUGGAGCCGCUGCGAUGCAGAUAGCCGCACACAACAAGCACAAGCAUCUGCUACAGAGAGACACGAGUCUCGUCGUCGUAUUAACAUUUGUGGUUCUUCUGUUAGCUGCGUUUCUCGCUAAUACAUGUGUACAGAUCCUUAAGUAUCACGGUUAUACAUACACAACAAGCUCAUUUGAGAGGAUAUCCGGAUACACGUUCAUGCACCCCCAUAACGAGCCCCCGCCACCGGGGCAGAGCAGCACCCCGGAGCGCUUCAUGGCGCACGCCUCCUUCCUCGUGGGCCAACGCGUCACUCGGCCAGGAUCCGAGCUGAACUUCGAGUCCGGCUACCAGGCGCUUAGGCUCUCUACGGAGCUCGUCCCGGCGACCCUCGCCAUCCUUGGCACCGAGCAGGUCUCGCCCUUCUGGUCCGUCCUCUUUUACUUCAUUCUCAUCCUCUUUGGCAUCGCGCAGCAGUUAGCGAUCUGGCAUUGUGUUAUAACUGGUAUAAUGGCAAUAAAUACCAAAAUGAUGAAGUUAUGGGAAACGACCAUUACUUUCUUCAGCUGUGCCUGUGCUUACAUUUUAGGGCUUCCAAUGGCAACCGAGCUGGGCAUACACGUGGUCUAUUAUCUGGACUACACCGUCGGCGGGGCCUGGUGGAUCAUGGUUCUCUACCUGGUGCAAGUUGGCGCCGUCUUCGCGGUACGUGGGAGGCCGCACACCGGUGAGGCCGUCGUAGCCGAAUUGUUCCCGCCAACCGGCAGGUGCCUCAAAUACUGGGCCGGGCCUCUUCUUUCCUUCACCUGGAACGUCAUCCUGCCCAUUACACUGAUGGUGCUCAGCAUCUCCGUAUUUAAGAGUACUGGAUAUCGAGAACUGUAUACGUAUCGGCGUACUAGUAAGGAUUACUGGGCCGUCUGGACCAGGCAGCUGGGAGCUCUGAUUCAACUGAUACCGAUUCUCAUAAUUCCCGUGGUGGCGAUAAUUCAAACCUGUCGCUACUUGAAUAGUGGGCCACCCGACAUAUUUGAUAGGAUCCAAUUACUUUAUCGACCGUCUAUGGAGCCGGAUGAGCAACGAAAUACCCAGACGCAGAUCGGAGCCACCGGGACGACGAAUGUCCAAAGCAAUGGCCUCGUCUCCAACUCAACGGAACUGCCGUUCGAGGAUCCGCCCCCCAAGUACACACCGCCCCCGAGCUACACAACAGCCACCGGCGCCCGCAUCGCCAAGAUGCUGCGACAAAGCUUCCGUCGUAGCGUUCGUAGGAUCGCCAAUGUUCUCGGUGAGGGUGGCAGUGCUGCCAAUGUCGCCGUCGUUGCAGCGACCGCCACAGCCGCGGCCGCCAGACAGAGACCCGCACUACAGAGGCAACAGUUACAGCAGUCACACGACAAUCACCACCAUCACCAUCAUCAU